AUGACGAUGAUCUGCAACAAUGGGCAGUUGGGUGGUGGAGACACAAGGAUGACCAAAGUGUUCGUGGGAGGCUUAGCAUGGGAGACUUCAAAGGAGGCCAUGAGAGACCAUUUUGACAAGUACGGCGAGAUCUUGGAAGCUGUCAUAAUCUCCGACAAGGUCUCCGGCAGAUCCAAGGGCUACGGUUUCGUGACGUUUAAGGAAGCCGAAGCGGCUAAGAAGGCUUGCGAGGACGCCACGCCGAUCAUUAAUGGUCGCCGAGCGAACUGUAACCUGGCUUCUCUCGGGGCACGCCGCCCAAGGGUGUCCUCCACCCCGCCUCCACAACCAUCCACCAAUAUUGGACCGAGAUCUGCAUCACCUGGACCUGCGAGUCACGUGCAGUGGUACUAUCCGGCGAGAGCACCUGCAUCGCCGUUUCAUCAUCAGCACCAUCAGGCCGUUCCUUACUAUGGGUAUUCUCCGAACUUCAUUUCCACAGAUAUGAGUUACAACCACAAGUUAAGCUACACUGGUGGGUCCUACAUGAACCACGGCCAUUUCUCUCAAGUGUACACUGGUCAGCCAAUUGUGGGUGCAAACUCGUUGGUGCCAAUGUACCCUUUCUACCAUUUCCAUCAAUCGCAGACAAUGGGCCUCCCAGCCCACGUUUAUUCACCAAACACAGCUGGACCUAUGAUGACAGGCCCAACUCUGAUGUCAAAGCCCAUAUCAAUUUCUCCUCCCAAUACAGUGUGCUUGGCUGUGGAAUAGGUGCAGUUGGAACUGGUGGAGCUGUAAGAACAAUGGCAAAGAGCACUUAAUGGCAAAAAAACUAAAGGAGGGUGGUGGCUUCUCAGAAUAACCUUAUUAUCAGAUCUGCAGUGGCUUCUCUUUCCAUCGAUAUAUUCUUUUUUACUUUUAUUGUAUUCUAAUUCUGAUUCUUGGGCAUCUGAUUGGAUUCAUUCAUUCUCUCUCUUCCUAACCUGCAUCUCAACUUGGGUUGCAAAGCAAACAUUAGAAAAAUGAAUUAUUGUAACA
Ilex paraguariensis (yerba mate) is the source of this 1020-nucleotide messenger RNA. The record is from the annotation of a GenBank genome assembly. Lineage: Eukaryota; Viridiplantae; Streptophyta; Magnoliopsida; Aquifoliales; Aquifoliaceae.